GCUUUUCAUUUUUUCAUUUUUGUUUGUAAAAUUCCCACAAAUUAUUUUCGUCACCUCGUUUUUGUUACCCUUCACUCUCCAUAACACUUCUUCGAAUCCGAAUGAACAAACAGAAAGAAAUGAAAAUAACUUAUUAGGGUUUAUCUCCGUCUCUCUUAUAUCCCGCGAAUCUGAAACCCUAAAAGGCUGAAGCUUUUUCGAUUCUUUAAUCUUCGGUUUCUCACUCAAUUGGCCUAAUUGCUUCAGCGGAGCUCUCUGCAACAUUGGUAUUGGAUUUCUGCAGCAUUCCCACAUUGAAAGGCAGCGGCGAUUUCAUAUCUUUGCGUCUAUUUAUCGUCGAGAUUUUCCAUUUGAGGGUUUUCCGUAUCCUGGUAUCCGUCACAGUCUCCGCUUGCAUAGGCCUUCGAAGGUUAGGAAUGGGAGUUGAUUAAGUCUUAAGAAGGAAGCACGUGUUGGAGGCACUAGGGUUGCAGUUGGAUUCGUCUGGUAUUGGCUAAAUUGGGAAUUCCCCAGUGCGUUGAUCUGGACAGAGUCUAGGGCGAUUGUAGUAUACUGUGGCCAUAAGAUAUAGUUGACGAUACAAACACGCUGCCCCUUUGAGGUGGUUUUAGUAUAGGGAUUUUGGACAGUCUGAUGACUCAUUCCUUGUUUAUAUGUUAGGUUUUAGAAGUUGAAAUGUACGGACAAGAGAACUAUGCUCCUCAGUUCAGGCCUGGUCCUGCAACAAACCCACAGUUUCAACAAGGUCCUGCCCCUCCCCCUUACCAACAAAGUCUUCCAGCCCUACCACCUACUGUAAUUCAGCAAGGCCAUUUGGCUCCACCACCUCAUGUGGUUCAGCCAGGCCCCCCUCCAGUGUAUGGCUCACCUGCCCUAGCUCCUCCAAUUCAGCAAGGCAGAUCACAACCACCUUUGCUUCAGCAAGUUUCAUCUAUGCAAGUUCCACCACCUGCAACAGUAAACAUUGGUCAAUCUUUCCUGCAUCCUCCAUCAUCAGUCCAUGGAAGUUCCCCCAUGAUGCCUACCAGUUCAACUGCUCCACAGAGUUCCCAGUAUUCUUCAACCUUAACAAGUACAAACAUGCAUCAUGUGCCCCCACCAGUUCCUCCACCUAUAGGUCCAUCUCUUACAGGAACAAGCCAUCUGGAGAUGGUACGGGGCCCAAUUCUUCCUAGAGUGCUACCUCCUCCCCCUUCACAAGGACAAAUGUUGUAUAGAACUCCUAUUCAUCCACCACUAGCUGGUAAUUCCCAGGGUCCUCAAAACAUACAACUAUUACGCCCCCCACCUCCUUCAAGCUUUGUUCCUGUCACUCCUGCUCCAUUUGCAUCUUUUGGACAUUCUCCAAUUGAAGAUGCUCAUCCACCUUCUAUGCCACCUCCACCACCUCCGCCGCCACCCUCUUCACCCCCACCUCUUCCACCAUCACCACCUCCAUCAUCCUCUCCUCCAAAUCAUUCAGUCAGGACCAACAAUGUACAGUGUUCUGAUAAAUGUAUCGAUUCUUCUGUGGGUCCAGUUGAUUAUUAUGUUGACAAAACCAUGUGUCCUUCCCAAACCACAGAUGAUAUGCUCACACUGGAUAGCCAUCUAAAUGGUAAGGGCGCAACUGGUGCGACGAUGGAAUCUGUGGCAGAAGAUGGAUUGUCAUCUGAGGAGCAAAUAACGUUGGAUCUUCCUACACCUCCACCUAAACCGGAAAAUGAAGAAGUUGUACGGAGGAUUGAGGUUUUAUGCCAGUUUAUUGCUAAAAACGGUCAUCAUUUUGAAGAGAUGGCUCGCAAAAAUGAAUCAGGGAAUCCAGAUUUUGCUUUCUUGUUUGGUGGUGAUUCUGGAAGUGAAGCUGCAAUUGCACACGAGUAUUUUCAGUGGGUCAAAAGGAAACUUCAUUUAGAAUCAAGAUCAUGUAAUGAGUCUGAGCAAUGUGAUUCGUCAUUCAGGCAUUCAGAGUGUGAGUCUUCAAUGAGAGCCAUAGAUGAGGGUGCAUCUCAUUCACCUGCAGAUUCUGACAUGGAUAUGGAAGAUGAUGUCAACCAAUCUGACAAAGAGCAGGAGUUUGGUAACAUGAAUGAAGGACUAAAUGGUGAGCCUAUUUCUCUGUAUGAUGUAACACCUGUUGUAAAGGAGCAAUUGCAUGCACCUCAGUGUUCAAUAGAAUGCCCAACAGCUAGGGCAUCUGUAUUGGAUGAAGAACAAAAAGAACAUGAUUCCUCUGCAUCUGGAAGGCCAUCAACCAAACAUCAUGGCAUUGGCAUGGAUUCAGAUGGAGCAGCUAAAUGCACUCCAGACACUAGUUUACAGAAAUCGGCUAGUACUGUUCUUGAGAUGUGUCCAACAAGGGCUUCACCUGCUACUUCAGGAAUUGGUCAUAAGGAGGUUCCAGGCUUACUUAUUAAAGGUGGAAGUCCAUUCAGACUCAUACAAGACUAUGCUUCUGAUGAUAGUCCUGAUGAUGAUGAUAAUGGACCAUGUCUUGAGGAUGUUAGCCCAGUAAGGGUCUCACCAUCUGCUACUAUGGAUGCUAAAAGUUUGCACAAUGAUGCAGAGACCAAUUUGGAUACAGCUGGUGUCUCAGGGAAUGUUUCUGUGACUACAAUGGAGUUCACAUCAGUUAAUGAGUCAGUUGUGGUAUCUCCUGUUAGCAUGCCUGUUGGGAUACUGGAUGUUUCUCCAGAACCACUGAAAGUAUCAGAGGCAAUUUUAAUAGUUUCUUCUCCACCAGAUGUGACCCCAGUAAUUGAUGAACUUAGUAUUAGUAAACAUGGAAAACAAACAUCUAGUGAUCAAGCCGUUCCUCCUGAACCAUUCAAGCAGAAGGAUGCUUUACAUGAUGAUCGUGCUGAUAUUGAUCCUCAGGAAGGAAAGUUACAUAAAGAAGAUACUCAACAGGCUUCAACUCCGUUGAAAGUUGAUGAGUUUGGGAGAUUGGUAAGAGAAGGUGCCAGUGAUAGUGACUCUGAUGGGUCACGCUAUGAUGGCAGGCGUAAGAGAGGCAGGAGCAGAAGUCGAAGCCGAUCUCCCCCAGGUAGGAGGAGGAGGAGGAGGAGCCGCAGUCCAUGGAGGAGAAGGGAGAAGCGAAGUCGAUCUCGCAGCUGGUCUCCUAAGAAACAAAGAAGCAGGAGCAGGUCUCCUGCUUUCAGGCGCAUGACUGAGUUUGGUGGUGAGAAAAUGAGAAGGGAUAGGGGUCAGGUUCCAGAGUGCUUUGACUUCCUCCGAGGUAGGUGCUACCGUGGAGCAUCUUGUCGCUAUUUGCACCAUGAUUCUGCCAUUGGUGAUGGACCAAGGCACCAUAGGACUAGACAGCAGCAUCUGGAAAUUUCACUGGAUUCAAGGCGUGGAGAGGUUAUAGAUGUUCAGGCAAAAACAUCAAUCUAUGACCAUGAUGAUGUCACGGGCCAGGAGUCACAAUCUUUCCGGGAUUCAUCUGUGCUUAGCACUGGUGCAUCAAAAGAAGAGGGUUUUAAUGGAAAAACUGAAACAGUGUCUGAAAGUGAUUGUAUUCAACUCAUGACUUCCAAUGAAAUUGGCCAAUUAGAAACUCUUACUGGUGCAGUGGGUCAGUCUGAGAGUUCUGAAGAGGUGAAAGUACAGGAACAGCAAGUUCAACGUGGACAGGUGGAAUUAUCUGCUCAGCAGCCUGUUGAGACCCUUGAGCCUUUGAAGGUUGACAACUUUACAAAAGAAUAUUCAACUGAUGCUGAAAUCCAAAAUUUGCCUCUUGAUGUUUCUGAGGUGAAACCUUCAAUGGAGGAAAGUUCAAUGCCUCAGACACCUAAAACCAGCAUUUCUGUUUCUGCUGCCCUUCCAGUGCUUGAAGAUGUUGCUAACAAUUCUCAACAAAACAGUAGCUCCUUGAUACCUCAUCCUUUACCUGCUCCAAGUUCCACAUCUUUACCAUGCCAGCUGCCUAUGGAUGAGCUGCAGCCGAAUAUGACAUCAACUCAACCAUAUCCAAAUCCAACUUCAAUGAGCCAGCCUUGUCCACCUGAGGAUUUUGCACCUCAAUAUUUGGCUCCUAAGGAAUUCCAACCACCUAGCUCUCUGGAUGGAGAACAUCAGCUUCCACCUUUCAAUCUACCGCCUCCCCCUCCUCUUCCUCAAGAUUUAAACACAGUAGGAGCAAGCUUUCAGUCUCAGACUGCUCCCCCAGUUGAAAGUUUUCCUCCCUAUCAAGCUGCAAUCCAUGACCCUCAUUCUCAUUUACCACCUCCACCAAGAGCCCCUUGGACAUCUCUUCCAGGGCCACCUUCAUAUGUUAAUGAAUCAACUCCAAGCCUUGCUAUUCAGACACCUGCCUUCCGUCCAGUGCUAUUUCAGCAGAAUUCCCCUCGUCCAAGGAAUGACUUUCCUUCUCAGGCCUUGACGAGACCUUAUCCACAUGAGGAGAAUACACAGCUCCAUCCUCGAAUUUUUCCUCCAAUAGGGGAUCCUCAUCGACCUCCCUUGCAUACGGAGGAUUUUAGAUCAAAGCCACUGCCCGUGGAUGGUCUGCAGGAUCAACCACUGAGAGGCCCCAUUUUUGGCAGAGAAGAGCGGUAUAUACAUUCUGCAAUUUCUGAAGCCAGUCAGUUUCAUCCUCCACCUCAGCCAGAAUAUCAUUUGCAUGCUCGGCCUCAGCUCAGACAAGUGCACCAUGUUGUCCAACCUGUUCGGGAUGAUGUACCAAGCUAUCGGGUGCUUCAGAAUCAAAGGUUUAGUUCCCAGUUCCCUGUGCAGGGUUCUCAGCUUGUAUCUUUCCCAGCUGAAAAUCUACCUCCUAGGCCAUUCUCCAGGGACGAAUUUGGUGCCUUGUCUACAGGGAACCUAUCUUACUCAGAACACCGACAGCCAUCCUAUGGCCUGCAACCUUCUGUUACAGAUGCCUUUUCUUCACAAUUGGGUGCACCUGGGAAGGUUGAUCCUUCUAUUUCAAGAUAUUCAAGCUUUUUGGACAGCAGUCGACUAUCUUGUUUAUCUGAGGUUGGAGGUUCUAGAAUCUCUAAGCCAAGCCACUACAAUCCAUUUGCUUCUACUUUUGAACAGUCAGUUGGGAGCUCAAAAUUUAGUUCUAAUUUUGUGCGAGACAUUGACACAAACUACACCAGGAAAUAUGAUUUUCCUUAUGGUUUGAGCCAUGUUUCAAUGGAUGGGCAACACAUUAGUGAUCUUGGAUCUAGACAGACAACUUCAUCACCAGAUUCUAAUAGGCUGGCUGGGCAGAUUUUACCUAGGUCUGGUAGUUCAUUGCCUGCCCCACUGGGGGAGUUGAAUGAUAGAGUGCGCUCACGGGGGGUGUCUGCAGAAGUCUUUCCAGGUACCCAGACUCCGCUCAUAAGGGAGUCAACAACUGACCAGUAUGAUCCACUUUUUGAUAGCAUUGAACCAUCUUCAAGUUCAAUUAAGAAGCUUGAUCAUCUUCAAGAAAGAGAUUCAACAACCAAUGUUGUAAAGCCUCUCCCAUCCAUAGUUAAUGAUUCAGAAGCCAUGUUGAGACUCAGCAGCUCACAUAAGCUUCCAACUGCAGAAGAGGACACUAAACUGAAAAAGGAUUCAGCUUCUACUGCUGCUAAGUCUCCAGAGAAUGAUGAAUUUGGUGAGACAGCGAUGGAUGCGGAAGUGGGAGUUGUGGAGAAUGAAAGCCCUGAGCCAGGGGAUGGGAAGAAUUGGAGCCCAGGGAAUCCAAAUGAUCAAGCAAACCCAGGCACAGGAGAGAUUGAGAUCGAUCAGGUUCAGACAUCGGGAAAGAGCAAGAAGAGCAAGGAUUCCAGAUCAAUGAGACUUUUCAAGAUUGCCCUUGCAAAUUUUGUAAAGGAGGUUUUAAAGCCAUCAUGGCGUCAAGGUAACAUGAGCAAGGAGGCAUUCAAGACCAUUGUCAAGAAAACUGUUGAUAAAGUAUCUGGAGCUAUGAAGAGUCAUCAGAUACCGAAGUCUCAGGCAAAAAUAGAUCGAUAUGUUGAGUCAUCACAGCGCAAACUGACUAAACUUGUGAUGGGUUAUGUCGAUAAGUAUGUCAAAGUAUAAAAGUUUCGAUGUCAUUCACUAUACGGGAAUCUCUUGUGGACAGUGGUGGUUGCAGAUAAACCCAGUGAAAGGUCGUGCACACAUGAUGAGAUCAAGUUUUUGAGAUGUUUUACGAGGUUGCUCUGGGCAACAAGGAAGAUAAUUGGCCUCAAACAAGGAGAUAUUAGCAUGGCAGAUUACUAAAGAGCUUAAACCUGAUGAGUUCUUAGAGCUCAAAAAAUGUAUGUAAUUCACUCAGAAUGUUGUUCUCUCUCUCUCUCUCUCUAAUUGAUAUCAUAAUUUGUGUAAAAUAAUUGAUUCCCAUAAUCUUUGCUCAGUAGUGUCUUCACGCAAUCUCUUACUACCAAAGUGAUUUUUUGACAAGGCAUCAAGAAAUUGCAAAAAGAAAAUUCAUUUCC
Nelumbo nucifera (sacred lotus) is the source of this 6398-nucleotide messenger RNA. RefSeq lists its product as uncharacterized. The record is from RefSeq and is a predicted model, not a curated record. Gene Ontology annotation, molecular function: RNA binding; metal ion binding. Gene Ontology annotation, biological process: RNA processing. Lineage: Eukaryota; Viridiplantae; Streptophyta; Magnoliopsida; Proteales; Nelumbonaceae.